AUGCCGUCUACAAAUAAAAUGAAAUCAUGCGGACGUCGUAAACGACUACGUUAUUUUGAAUCCACUACAGAUUUAAUAGCACGGAAAUUAAUCACUUAUGGUGAAGAAUUCAAUCAUAAUCAAGUACAUACAUUGUUAUUAUCACUUAAAUCGCGUAAAUCAUUAGCACAUAGUAAACUACGCUGUGAACCAGAUGGGAUACGAUUAAAACGUGCUUCAAAAUUUGGUCCACCACCUCCAAGAAAAUUUUAUCCAUAUAAAGAUAUUGAACGAUAUUAUGUAUUUGAUAAUGAUCCUACAAUACUUAUAUUAGGCUGUGUUGAUCAUGAACAACAUAGUCGUUAUUAUGAUUUUUUUAAAUUACCUGAAUCCCAUUAUAAAGAUAUUACUACACUUAUUAAUAAAGCUAGAAGUCAUUCUGAUUAUAUAUUAAAUGAAGAUGAUACAACUUUACCAACACCAGGUGUAUAUUCAUCACAUUCUAGUUUGAAUGUAUCCAAUGAACAACUUUCACAAAAUAAUAUUUCUAUGCAAGAAACUAUAAAUCUAAAUCAGAAUAAUGAAGUACCUAUUGAUAAUUCACAACAAACAAGUAAUGACAAUAUAACUAAUGCUAGUAUUAAUAAUUUACAAAUGAAUGAUAAUUAUUCAUUAGAGAUUCAACAAAAUAUAGAUGAUACCGUACAAAAACAACCUAUUGAUAAAGAUGAUGUGAUUAUACAUGAUCAUGAUGAAAAUCAUCAAAAUUUAGAUGAAUCUAAAAUGAUUAAAUGUGAAUUUGAACCAUGUGAUGAACCAAUAGAAAAUAUGAAAAUAGUGGAUUAUACAAAAGUAUCAUCAACAUCAUCACAGCCUAAUAAUCAGAAAGUGAUCCACGAAAAUAGUGAUGAUGAUCAUGAUGAUGAUAAUAAUAAUAAUAAUAAUGAUAAUGACAAAAAUAGUUUAAAAAUCAAAUUUAAUGAAUUAAAAGAAAAAGAUAAAACAUUUGCAAAAUUAACGGAAAAUAUCAAUGUCAAUGAUUUAUCAGCUGUAGAUUUUCGUUAUGUUUCAACUAAUCCUGAUCAAGGUAAUCGUAUUGUUGAUAAUGGUGAUAUUUAUAUAUUUAUUGCACAUUAUAAAAGACCAGAAAAUAUUAAGAAUUUUAUUGAUUAUAAUAAUUAUAUUGAUGAAACUGAAACUGAACAACAAAUAGCUGAUAAAAUUUAUAAGAAACAUCAUAGUACAGCGGAUAAAUCAUUUUCUUUACGUUACAUUUAAAAAAUAAUGUUUUUUGAUGAGAAACAAAGAAAACCAGAAGAAAAAGAGGAAGAAGAAGAAGAAAGAAUCGUAAAUUUAUCACUAAAAGAAAAGAAAAAACAAAAAAAGAAAAAAACAUAAUUAUUUUUGUCUUUCACAUAUCGAUUUUAAUCAUUAUAACGCUUGUAGUAAUAAAAACAUGUAAGUUUUGCUUUUCUUUCUUUCUUUUUUUCUUUUUGCUACUUAAACUUGAAAAAUUAUAAAAAAUUUAUUUUGAGCUUAUUUUACUCAUCAUAUGAAAUGAAAUGAAACUAAGCGAUUACAAUAAAGAUAUGCCCAUGUUCUUUUUUCUCUACUGAUAUGAAACAAUGUGCUUUAUCAGAAAUAGUAUGCAUAUAUAUAUAUAUAAACCAUUAAAACAAUAGAAUCAAAUGUAAUCAAAUGUUUUAAACAAUUAUUUAGUAAAUCUAUUCAAAAUAACUCUCUAUAUAUAUGUGUAGAAAUGAAUUAUUGCAUCAUUUGAUUGACUGCAUACAUUGUAUGUGUUACUACUUUGUUUAAACAAAUUAGCUGAUAUCAUCAUAUUAGCUUAUUAUUAUUAUUACUACCAUUGUUUCUUUUAUUUUAAUUAUAUACUGAUAAUCAUAAUAAUCAUAAUAAUAAUUGUCAUUAACUAUGAUUAAGAAUUUUACAUUGACUUUAGUAUUCUUUAUUUUCAUAACUUGAAGUAACUAUCAUUAAUAAUUAAAUGUUAGAACGAUACAUUAAAUAACAAUUCAUAUAUACAUAUGUAUAAGCAUAGCGUAGAAUUAUGAAGUACUAAUCGAAACUUGUGAAAGAUCAUAAGUUAUAUAAAUUUAUAUAAUAUAUACAACAACUAAAUUGAUCAUUAUAACGCUUAUUGUCAACAGUGGAAAAUGAAAAAAAAAUGUAUUCUGGUGCCUAGUGAUUAACUUAUUAUCUGGAUUUUUUUCACUUGCCCCCCCCCUCCUUUCUAUAUAUAUAUAUACCAAAAAAAUUUAUUUAUUUAUUUA
Molecule: messenger RNA, 2270 nt
Organism: Schistosoma haematobium
Lineage: Eukaryota; Metazoa; Platyhelminthes; Trematoda; Strigeidida; Schistosomatidae
Exons: 1
Coding region: 1-1257 (418 amino acids)
Source: RefSeq, a predicted model, not a curated record